Aegilops tauschii subsp. strangulata is the source of this 1428-nucleotide messenger RNA. RefSeq lists its product as uncharacterized. The record is from RefSeq and is a predicted model, not a curated record. Lineage: Eukaryota; Viridiplantae; Streptophyta; Magnoliopsida; Poales; Poaceae.
CGGGAAGGAGCCUGCAGCUGACCACGGAGCAACGUGAGCCACGCACACCAGAUUUACAACUAAUCAGAAGAGACGGAAAUGGUUGUGGCGGAGGCCGGCGACGAGAUGAGCCUGUCGAACAUGGUGCUGGGGUUCUACGAGGAGGCCGAGCGGGAGCGGUGGCCCGAGGACGAAGCCACCGUCGGCGACGGCGACUGCAGCGACGACGAGAGGGCCAGCGGUGGCGCCGCCACCGAGAGCAGCGCGUUCUGGGCGGAGCAGCUCUCGCAUUUGCAUGAGGUGCUGGGCAAGACGAGCGCGGCGGAGAGCCGGAUCCGGGCGGACACGGAGGAGGCCCUCGGGCAGGCGCGCUCCGCCGCCACCGCGGCAGCCGGCGUCUGCUCCUCCUGCGCGACCCGCGCGACGGCCGGCGGCGGGUGCCGGGGCUGCACGCUCCGGUCCGUCGCGGGGCGGCUGCGCGACGCCGGGUACGACAGCGCCGUGUGCCGGUCCAGGUGGGCGCGAUCGGCGGAGUUCCCCGCGGGGGAGCACAGCUACGUGGACGUGGUGGUGCCGACGAGGAGCGGCAGGGCGGUGCGGGUGGUGGUGGAGCCCAGCUUCCGGGCCGAGUUCGCCAUGGCGCGCGGCGGCGCCGGGUACGGCGCGCUGGUGGCCGCGCUCCCGGAGGCGUUCGUGGGCAGGGCGGAGAAGCUGCGGGCCGUGGUCGGGGCCAUGUGCGCCGCCGCGAAGCGGUGCGCGCGGGAGAGCAGCCUGCACAUGGCGCCCUGGAGGAAGCGCCGGUACAUGGAGGCCAAGUGGCUCGGCACGCCAGACCGCCUCUUGGCAACCACCGGCGCCGGCGCGGGUGCCCCCGUGGCGGCCGGGUCCCCGGAGAGCGAGAAGCAGCGCAGGUUCAGGGCCUCCAUGCUGACGCUCGACUUCGGCGGCCGGACCGCCGUGGAGGUCGCGUGAGCGAUCGAUCACACUCACACCUGGAGAUGGCUGCAACCUGUGAACUGCCGGCCGACGAAAUUACUUACCACGGUCCACAAAUACAAACAUAUAUACCUAUGAAUUGAAUUCUCAGUAUUUGGCUCCAAGCGCGUACGUCAUGAGCUGCCCCGGCAGCGACAUCGAUCGAUUAGAUUAGCUGGUAAGCAAAUCACUAGGAGGCUAGGAGCCUUUGCUUGCUCCCUCGGUGAUCAAAACCGCCAAGGAUGCAGGUGCUGCUUCAUUUACCGAGCGCUUCGGGUAGGGGCGUUGGCCUCGAUGAUCUUUGCUCCGGUGAACGAACCCACCCAGCUGCGUCCUUGGCAGUCUCUUACGCAGCGAUCGACCACGGCCGAGGUGAUCAAUCGAUGAUAAAUGGCUCACGUGUGGCACCAACACAUGGCAAAGCUGAAUGGCUUUUAUGAUAAAUUUAAUGGUGCGAGGAUGUUUGGUUGUCAA